AUGUCGGCCGCGGCGGGGACGCCACCGGAAGGCGGAGGGGAUCGGCCGUGGCAGUCUUACCAUACCGCAUACACCAACGCCAAAGCUGGAAUGGAGGGUGUUGACAAAGAGAAGGUGCAGAAGGUAAUCUAUGAAAUGAGCAAGGGCUCAAAAUAUUUCGAAAAUGAGCAGAGGAAGGAGGCAGUCACCAAACAAAAGAUUGAACAUCUCCGUGCGCAAUGUGCAGCAUUGACUGAUAAUGACAUAUCACAUUUUCAGAAGGUUGCUGAGAAGAAAAUGUUAGAGUUGGAAGCUUCACGAGAUCUUUCAAAGAUAUGGCUUCAUACUGACAUGGAUGCCUUUUAUGCUGCUGUUGAGACAUUGGAGAAUCCAUCCUUGAAGGGAAAACCCUUGGCAGUUGGUAGCAUGUCUAUGAUAGCUACUGCCAGUUAUGAGGCACGUAAGUUUGGAGUACGUGCAGCGAUGCCUGGUUUUAUUGGAUGCAAACUAUGUCCUGGCUUGGUUUUUGUCCCACCAAACUUUGAGAGAUAUACUCAUUAUAGCGAGCUGACAAGAAAAGUUUUCCAGAGGUAUGAUCCCAACUUCAUUGCAACAAGUCUUGAUGAAGCAUACCUCAAUAUAACUAAUGUUUGCACUGAGAGAGGCAUUACAGGCGAGGAGGUUGCUACUGAACUUAGGUCUGCCAUUCACCAGGAAACUGGUCUAACAUGUAGUGCUGGGGUUGCUCCAAACCGUAUGAUUGCGAAGGUUUGCUCUGAUAUUAACAAGCCCAAUGGGCAGUUUAUUUUGCCAAAUGACCGGGAAGCUGUGUUGACAUUUGUAUCUACAUUGCCUAUAAGAAAGAUAGGUGGCAUAGGUAAGGUAACAGAACAGAUGUUACGUCAGGUUCUUGGAAUCAGUACAUGUCAGGAGAUGCUGCAAAAGGCUGCUUUUUUAUGUGCUCUUUUUUCGGAAGGCUCAGCUGAUUUCUUCCUUUCGGUUGGUCUUGGGUUAGGAGGUACAGAAACCCCAGAGCAAAGGCAAAGGAAAAGUAUCAGUUGCGAGCGAACUUUCACAGCAACAAAUGAUUCUUCUUUGCUUUUCGAAAAAUUAGAUAGCCUUGCAGAAAAUUUAACUGAUGAUUUGCAAAAGGAGGGUUUGAAGGGAAAGACACUAACACUCAAACUGAAGACUGCAGAUUUUGAGGUUCGGACAAGGGCAGUAACUACACGGAACUACAUCAACUCCAAGGAAGAUAUCCUGGUCUAUGCUACAAAGUUGCUUAAGGCUGAAAUGCCUCUUUCUUUGAGACUGAUGGGAUUGCGGAUGUCUCAGCUGCAUGAUGAGAAGGAUGAUCCAUCUACUUCAACACAAAAGACACUAGAUAUAUUUUUUCGUUCAUCAAACAGUAACUCAAAUGUCAAUGGAAUAAAUGUUCAGAGAAUCACUAAUACCUCAGGGCAGGAUAAUGAUUCUAUUACUCUCACAACCAAGGAGGAGUACUUGGUACUUGAUGCUGGCACAGGUGUUUCCACAGAUCAACAGGAUUUCUUCCUAAAUGAUGAGAGCUGUUUUAUUCCCGAACAAAGGAGUUUAGGCAAUUAUAGUAAUGAGGCUGUCCUAAGCAACCCGUUAGGUGGAACAAAGUUAGAUGAUGUGUCUUCCAGUGCAAAGGAGAAGCUACGUGUUGCUGUGCUUGUAUGGAAGUCCACACUGCAGAGCGAACAUGGUGUUUCACUUCAGGGUGAGUGUGUCGUUCCUGAAGGUGUCAAAGCUGCUGGGUUUCAGAUCUCUGCCGAUGACCUAGCAUCAAUCGUUGAAAAUUGUGACGCUGAAAAGUUGACUGUGCUUGGCCAGCUGGAUGGGAUCGCAGACAAGUUGGCGACGUCGUUAGCUGAUGGAAUCACCACAGAUGAGUGCAGCCUGAAUCGAAGGCAGGACAUGUAUGGAGCGAACAAGUUCACGGAGAGUGAGCUCCGCGGCUUGUGGGAGUUUGUGUGGGAGGCGCUGCAAGAUACUACUCUUGUAAUUCUUAUAGCAUGUGCCCUUGUAUCUUUUGUUGUUGGCGUUGCCACAGAAGGGUGGCCGAGUGGUGCCCAUGAUGGCAUUGGAAUUUUUACAAGUAUCCUCCUGGUUGUUUCUGUUACUGCGACAAGCAAUUAUCAGCAGUCUUCGCAAUUCAGGGAUCUGGACAAAGAGAAAAGGAAAAUUUCUAUUCAGGUUACCAGAGAUGGGUUCAGACAAAGGAUAUUGAUGGAUGAUCUUCUUCCUGGUGAUGUUGUCCACCUAGCUGUUGGAGAUCAGGUUCCUGCAGAUGGCCUCUUUAUUUCUGGGUAUUCUGUAUUGAUCAACGAGUCCAGCCUAACUGGUGAGAGUGAACCUGUUGUCAUAAAUGAAGAUAACCCUUUUCUUUUGUCAGGGACUAAAGUCCUAGAUGGGUCAUGCAAAAUGCUGGUUACAGCAGUAGGGAUGCGAACACUGUGGGGCAAACUAAUGGCUGCCACCACUGAAAGUGGGGAUGAUGAAACUCCGCUGCAGGGUAAACUAAAUGGAGUUGCAAAUACUAUUGGAAAUAUUGGUCUGUUUUUUGCCCUUUUAACUUUUGUUAUCCUCUCGCAAGGGCUAGUGGGCCAGAAAUACGUUGAUGGGCUUCUUUUAAGCUGGUCUGGAGAAGACGUGCUGGAGAUACUGGAACAUUUUGCCAUUGCAGUCACAAUUGUUGUUGUUGCUGUUCCUGAGGGAUUGCCUUUAGCAGUGACAUUGAGCCUUGCAUUUGCAAUGAAGAAGAUGAUGAAUGAGAAGGCACUGGUACGACAGUUAGCUGCCUGUGAAACUAUGGGCUCAGCCACAGUCAUCUGUAGUGACAAGACAGGAACUCUUACAACUAAUCGCAUGUCUGUCAUGAAGGCUUGCAUAUGUGGAAACGUCAUGGAAGUGACCAAUCCAUCAGUGCUUUCAAGUUUUUCUUCCAAACUCCCAGAAUUUGCUUUGCAAAUUCUUCUGGAAUCCAUUUUUAACAACACUGCUGGUGAAGUGGUGAUUAACCAAGAUGGGAAGUGUCAGAUACUAGGGACCCCAACUGAGGCUGCUUUGUUGGACUUUGCAUUGUCAGUACACGGAGACUUCAAAGAAAAACGGCAGGAAACUAAGAUUGUUAAAGUCGAGCCUUUUAAUUCAACAAAAAAGAGGAUGAGCAUCAUUCUCAAGCUUCCCGGUGGAGGAUACCGUGCACAUUGUAAAGGUGCUUCAGAACUAGUCUUGGCUGCCUGUGAUAAAUUCAUAGAUGCCAGAGGUACUAUUGUUGCACUUGAUAAAACAGCUACAAAGAAACUCAGUGAUAUCAUUGAAACCUUUUCUAAAGAAGCACUCAGGACACUCUGCCUUGCUUAUCAGGAAAUGGAUGAUAGCUUUUCCAUUGAUGAGCAAAUACCGCUACAAGGAUACACAUGCAUUGGUAUUGUUGGGAUCAAAGAUCCUGUUCGUCCAGGUGUCAGGCAGUCUGUGGCAACUUGCCGGUCUGCUGGCAUUGCCAUUCGAAUGGUUACAGGAGACAACAUAAAUACAGCAAAGGCAAUUGCUCGUGAAUGUGGUAUACUUACUGAGGAUGGUAUUGCCAUUGAAGGUGCUGAGUUCAGAGAGAAAAAUCCCAAAGAACUCCUUGAGUUAAUUCCAAAGAUGCAGGUCCUGGCUCGAUCGUCACCACUUGAUAAGCAUACACUUGUGAAACACUUGCGUACCACGUUUAAUGAGGUUGUUGCCGUGACUGGUGAUGGUACAAAUGACGCACCAGCACUACGUGAGGCAGAUAUUGGACUUGCCAUGGGAAUUGCAGGGACUGAGGUAGCAAAAGAGAGCGCUGAUGUUGUUAUUCUUGAUGAUAAUUUCUCCACCAUCGUAACAGUAGCCAAAUGGGGACGAUCUGUUUAUGUCAACAUCCAAAAGUUUGUGCAGUUCCAGCUGACUGUUAAUAUUGUCGCACUUCUGGUUAACUUCUCUUCCGCGUGCUUUACAGGAGAUGCUCCACUGACAGCUGUUCAACUUCUUUGGGUUAACAUGAUCAUGGAUACCCUAGGAGCGCUUGCACUUGCAACUGAACCACCUGAUGAUAACUUAAUGAAGAAAUCACCAGUUGGAAGGGCAGGGAAAUUCAUCACAAACGUGAUGUGGAGGAAUAUUGUGGGGCAGUCAAUAUUCCAGUUUGUGGUCAUUUGGUAUCUACAAACUCAAGGGGAAUACUUGUUUGGGCUCGAAGGCUCUGAAGCUGAUACUGUUCUAAAUACAAUCAUAUUCAACACUUUCGUCUUCUGCCAGGUGUUCAAUGAGAUAAGCUCGAGAGACAUGGAGGAGAUCAAUGUUAUCAAGGGCUUGCCACAGAACUCCAUUUUCAUGUGCAUCCUCGCUGGCACCAUCAUCUUCCAGUUCAUCCUCGUCCAGUACCUAGGAGAUUUUGCCAACACCACACCUCUCACCCAGCUCCAAUGGCUCGUCAGCAUUCUCUUCGGCCUCCUCGGGAUGCCCAUUGCUGCUGCCAUCAAACUGAUUCCUGUGGAACCUCAUGAAGACAGUGGACGAAUAUCAUGA
Messenger RNA from Miscanthus lutarioriparius, 4560 nucleotides. NCBI's taxonomy places the organism in Eukaryota, Viridiplantae, Streptophyta, Magnoliopsida, Poales, Poaceae. The record is from the annotation of a GenBank genome assembly.